This is a messenger RNA of Capsicum annuum, 1190 nucleotides long. Its product is annotated as adenylate kinase 4. Gene Ontology annotation, biological process: nucleobase-containing compound metabolic process. The transcript is spliced from 6 exons. The coding region runs from base 181 to 912 and encodes 243 amino acids. Gene Ontology annotation, cellular component: mitochondrion; cytoplasm. The record is from RefSeq and is a predicted model, not a curated record. Gene Ontology annotation, molecular function: AMP kinase activity; ATP binding. Lineage: Eukaryota; Viridiplantae; Streptophyta; Magnoliopsida; Solanales; Solanaceae.
CAUCUAUUUUCGAGUAAUGUAUCAACCCAACAUAAUUAAUGAUAGGGUCAAGGGCAUAAUGGUCAUUUAAGUCCAAAACCUUGGAUUGUUGGAAUCUCCGAAAUCCAACACCCGAAAGUGUCGCAUAUCUCCCUGUCAAAAACCCAAAAAAGCACAUUGCAGAGAGAGAGAGUUGGAACAAUGUCGACAUCGGUGAACUUAGAAGAUGUUCCCUCCGAGAGUAUCAUGUCGGAACUCCUCCGCCGCAUGAAGUGUUCCUCCAAACCCGACAAGCGUCUAAUUCUCAUUGGCCCACCUGGAUCAGGGAAAGGAACACAAUCUCCUAUCAUCAAAGAUGAGUACUGCUUGUGUCAUUUAGCCACGGGGGAUAUGCUGAGAGCUGCUGUUGCUGCCAAAACACCUUUGGGAAUUAAGGCGAAGGAGGCCAUGGAUAAGGGAGAACUUGUUUCUGAUGACUUGGUUGUUGGGAUCAUAGACGAAGCAUUAAAGAAACCAUCAUGUCAAAAAGGAUUCAUUCUUGAUGGGUUCCCUAGGACUGUGGUGCAGGCCGAGAAGCUUGAUGUGAUGCUUCAAAAUCGAGGGACUAAAGUUGAUAAGGUCCUUAAUUUUGCGAUUGAUGAUGCCAUCUUGGAAGAGAGAAUUACUGGACGUUGGAUCCACCCAGCUAGUGGGCGGUCAUACCAUACAAAAUUUGCACCUCCUAAAGUACCUGGGACUGAUGAUGUCACUGGAGAGCCUUUGAUACAACGUAAAGAUGAUACUGCUGCUGUUCUCAAGUCAAGGCUGGAAGCCUUCCACAGGCAAACUGAGCCGGUCAUUGACUACUAUGCCAAGAAGGGCAAUGUAGUGAAUCUUCCUGCUGAGAAACCACCACAGGCGGUCACAGCUGAAGUCAAGACAGCUCUCUCCUAAUGGAUGGAUGCCCAACUUUUCUGGUUUAAGGAUUGAAAACUGUACUCUGAAUUUUGGUUAACCAGUUAUAUUUCUGUCUCUUUGAUGGCACUAGCCGGUGUCAACCCCUUAUGAACAUCACAAAUGUUGUUGAAUUUAUUUUUACUUUGGACAUUGCUACUCAGUAAGCUUUACAGAGUGCAACAGGAAUUGACACAAAUGUAACAGAAGAUGCAAGUAUGAGCCACCAUUUUGAAGGUGGGGGAAAGGUAGUAGAAACGGCUUCUGGGUUUUGGAAA